UUUGCAGGGUGACAGAUAGACGCAAGACUGGACAGGACACAAACAACCGCUUUUUUUUUUUUAAGUGUUUAAUUUGAUUGUAUUAAUGUAAGAUAUUGAGCAUGGCCGCGGAGUUUUUAGUGAUGUUGUAUGAGUAUUCACCUCUCUUUUACAUUACUGUCAUAUCAGUAUGUUUUAUCAUCACUGUGGCUGCUGUGUUGGGCUGGUUUGGAUUUGACGUUCCCGUCAUUUUACGCAGUUCAGAUGAGACUGAAUCUUUAAUUCCUGUGCCUGAGAGGAAGAUGGUGCAGGUGACCAAUCCCUUCGCUUUGGAGAUGGGCUCUGCUGCUUGUACAUUAACUGAGGGUGUUAGCUUGCGGCCUUAUUGCCUUGAAGACUGUGUCCUCAGCUGUUUCUGGGGCUGUGGUGUCCAGGCUCUCCAGACGGCCUUUCAGAGUCACCAGCGUGAGCUCCGGCUCAGCACACCAGAGAUGUUUCAAGAGGCUCUGCAAUUAAGCUACCUCCACCACCAAAGCUUCAAUGUACAGAAAGAAGAAAAAGAAGAAUUCUUCACCCUGAUGCCACCAGAUCUCGGAGUAACUGAUUUUGGGUUGCUUCCCCGGGAUAAAUACCCCUUGGUAGCUGUGCUGACACUGGCUAAUCCGGAAACCAGGGAUAACUACAACAUUGUGGCUAGUGUGACAGUCCUCCAUGUUCCUGAUGACAAAUACAGACUCUCUGCCAGAAUCUUGUUCCAGUAUCUUCUCACGGCACAUGGAAACUUUUACGAUCUGAAGCCUCUCUUCAUGUCAGCAGACAACAGCAGCUUGUCUGGAUCCACAGAGCCUUCGACUAGCACUCAAGGGGCGGAGCCACAACCUGAAAUGCCAGGUGAAAAGGGGGAGGAGUCUGACUCAGAGGGGGAGUGGCCUGAUACUCAAGGCAAGGACUGUGUGGUGUGUCAAAACGCACCGACAAACAGAGUGCUGUUGCCAUGCCGACACGCAUGCGUAUGCGAUGGCUGCGUGUGCCGCUUCCAGCACUGUCCGAUCUGCCGUGCUUUUGUCCUUGAAUCUUUUGCUCUGUCUAACCGACCAACUCGUGAUAUAGAAGAGGAGGACUUAACAGAAGACUAAACUUGUUUAAUGUCAGUAUUAAAAGGCAAGCCUUUGCUGGAAAGGCUAAACCCGAAAAGGAGACAUUGUAGCAUCUUCAAGGUUAAGAGAUGCAGGCAGCUGACCUUUAACCCCACACAUGGACACUUCUAGUAUUAUAUCAAUUUUAGGCUUUUGAAGUUGGAUGUGCUUGUAAAAUGUGUUUAAUAUAGAGAUUUUAAGUUGAACAGAAUAUUUAUUUUUUUCAUUAUAUUGGUUAAACUAACAAAUACACAAUUCAGAUUGAA
Messenger RNA from Megalobrama amblycephala (Wuchang bream), 1381 nucleotides. RefSeq names its product cell growth regulator with ring finger domain 1 (gene cgrrf1). The record is from RefSeq and is a predicted model, not a curated record. Bases 102 to 1115 code for a protein of 337 amino acids. Gene Ontology annotation, biological process: negative regulation of cell growth. The transcript has 6 exons. NCBI's taxonomy places the organism in Eukaryota, Metazoa, Chordata, Actinopteri, Cypriniformes, Xenocyprididae.